This is a messenger RNA of Theobroma umbraticum, 1106 nucleotides long. RefSeq lists its product as uncharacterized. Gene Ontology annotation, biological process: regulation of DNA-templated transcription. The record is from RefSeq and is a predicted model, not a curated record. Gene Ontology annotation, cellular component: nucleus. NCBI's taxonomy places the organism in Eukaryota, Viridiplantae, Streptophyta, Magnoliopsida, Malvales, Malvaceae. Gene Ontology annotation, molecular function: DNA-binding transcription factor activity.
AAAUUCUAAAGAUCGAUGGACAACGGAAAGAAUCCAAUCAAAGAGGAAGAAAAGGUUUUAUCAUUGGGAAAGAAGGCAAUCAAAGAGGAAAAGAAUGUUUUUUCCUGGGGAAAGAAUUAUGAGCCUAAGGUUGCCUCCUCAUCAUCAAAGUCUCAAGUGAAGUUGGAAACUGUAUCUCAACAAUCAGACUCAUACUCAGCAGAAGCGACAAUAGUUUUGGGUGAAAUGGAGGAGUCUGAUGAUGAGGACGGCGACUUCAUUUUAAAACUCUUAACGACCGAUUAUGUUGAUGCUUCGCCAGCAGCGACCAAAAGCUCUCCGGUUGCACCGACAUCAAAUCCUGCACCAGUGACAGUAGCACAGGCUGACAAGGCUACGAAGCAAGUUGCCCUACGAACAGUUGUCUUAACCCCGCCCGCACGAGCACCAGCUUCCAUAGCCAAGCCAUUUGAAAUCAGGAAAGCCAUGCCUCCUCAAGAGCUUGAAAACCUAGCAAAAACUGACCCGAAGAGGGCAACAAGGAUUAUCAAAAAUCGAAGGUCAGCUAUAAGGGCUAAGGAGAGGAAGAAGCUGUAUACAUACACGCUCCAACAUGAGCUACAAAAGUUGAAAUCUCGAGCUGCUCAAUCAUCAAUUCAAUUGACCUUAUUGGGGACACAGCAUAAUGCCUUGAUUGAUGAAAAUUCCAAACUGAAAGAUCGAGUCCACUUCGUUAAGCGAAUGAUUGCCCUGCAAGAGUCAAAAACUGAUGAAACCAGACAGGAGAUUCAGUUUUACAAACUUUUACUGGCUAGACAAAUGCGUGGUGCAGUUGAUGGAAACAGGAUCAGCUUUAGUGCACCUUCUGCUAACGUUAACGCCCAGCACCAUGCUGUGAGUCCAUCCUCGGCAGCUCAACAAGGCCUGAAUUUACCAAGUCAGACCACCCAUGUGCACCAGCGACUGCAGCAUGAUUCUCAACAGCCUCGAGAUGGACAACGUCCCAAUCAAGUUCGCCAGCCAUAGCAUUAGAAUUACUAUCCAACGCACAGUGAGUGGCUGUGGCCUCGACAUGUUCGAGUAUAGCAGCUACUGUCAAACCAACCACACAGCAACCUUGUAAACAU